UUUCUGGGCUGUAGGGAGGGCCAGGGAGUUUACUUUCAGACUUGACACAGAACUCACAGAGCAGAGCUGGCUGUGCACUACUGGAGAACAGACCUCAGUUUUCUUCGCUACUCACAAGUAACUUUUCUAUCAGACCAGCUGUGUGUUCUAUCACUGCGCACAGCACAAUGAGGAUGCUUUUGCAGACUAUUUUUGAAGUAGUGCUCUUUUCUCAGCUUGUAUAUUUGGCUCCCACUGAUCAGCAAAGUCUAGAUAUCCAGCCCAUUAAUGAGAAAAGGUAUUCAAUGUUUUGGUCCAGCAAAGAAUUCAAGGGAGCAAAGAAAAGCUGCAAGAAAAUGGGAGGAAAGUUAAUGACUGUGAGAAACUCAGUUGAAGCUGAUAUCCUCUCUCUGUUUCUACAGGGCAUGACCAGCAGCUACAGUGUAUGGAUUGGGCUUGAACAGCCUAACAAAGAUAAAUGUACAGACACUUCUUUAAAGCUCAGAGGAUAUAAAUGGAUAACAGGUGAUACCAACACUGACUACACCAACUGGAUGAGCAAUGAAGUAAAGUGUGAUAAACAUUGUGUGUCUGUGCAGGAAAAUGGUGCUUGGAAAGAAACAAGCUGUAAUGACAGAGCUGAUGGCUUUUUGUGUGAGUUCAGUACUUUAGACACGUGUCAAGCUUUAGACUUACCUGUUGGAUUCAGUGCCUCAUAUGUCUUACCUAUAGGAAUGGUAGUUAAUAAUUGGACUGUGCUGCCUCUUAAUACCACUGCAUCUAUAACUAAUGUCCAGUCCACUCUUAUUUGCACAAAUAAAGGUGACAAUGGAGCUGUAUGGGAUUCAGAUACACUUGGGCCAUGGCCCUGUGAAAUUGAAAAUGGAGGCUGUGACUAUAAAUGCCAUGGGGCAGUGUGUUCCUGCAUUGAUGGUACAUACCUCAAAGAGGAUGCCAGAAGCUGCUCCCCUCUUCCAACACCUUGUGAGCCUAACCCCUGUGCACAGCAGUGUAGCCCUGACAGCUCCUCUUCACUUGGAUACAUCUGCAUGUGCGAUGAAGGAUACAACCUUUCAGAAGAUGAAAAGAGUUGCCAAGAUAUUGAUGAUUGCAAAAUCAACCCAAAAAUCUGUGACCACCAGUGUUCCAACACCAUAGGUGGCUUUGAAUGCAGCUGUUUCCCUGGUUAUGAGAUGGCUGAUGGGCAGUGUGAGGACAUUGAUGAGUGCCUAAACCCAAAAUAUAUUUGUGAGCAUGACUGUAACAAUUAUCCUGGUGGUUACAACUGUUCCUGUUCAGACGGAUACAUUGUUGAUGCAGAGAAACCCAACAAGUGCAAAUUAUUCUGUAACAAAACUGCCUGUAAUGCAGAAUGUAACUUGGGGGUGGUCAGGGACUGCAGAUGUCCAGAUGGCUUUAUUUUGGAUGAUAGCAAUGCUGAAGGAGAAGUUGAUUAUUUGGCAUAUGAUCAAUCACCACUUUGCUUAGAUAUUGAUGAAUGUGAUACAGAGAUUUGCAAGCAUACCUGUUUAAAUCUCCUUGGUGGUUAUCAGUGUGUGUGCCCAGAGGGCUACAUUCUGCAAGAGGACACAUCUUGUCUUCCUGAACACCAUGAUUAUACUAUGCAACCAGCCAUGCUUCUCGGAAUUAGUGUUGUUAUCCUGUCUAUGGUCACAGUCCUUAUAGGAAUUAUAUGUCGAAUGGUAAGAAAGCACUAUACAGAACAGACUGUCUUGGAUUAUAAAUGUAAGGGCUCAGAUAAAGGUGUGAUGCUCCAGCAAGUAAAGUCAGGGUACCAGCAAAACUUUAAUGACUCUGUAAUAGCAACGAAAGCAAUAUAUUCUACUGAUCCCAAAGCUAUACUUUCACCCCCAUGUCAGAGUGAUAUAAACGUAUAUAAGGAACUCUGAUAAUUAUGAGUGGGAGAGCUACGCUACUGUAUUGCUAAUAUGACUAUACCAGACCACCUGUGUGUGCAUUGAAGGAAUUACCAAUCGAUUGGUGAAAAGAAUUAAGCUAUAGAUUAGCUGUGUAAUAAGUACAUUGGCAUUUCCAUAUGUGUACAUAUUGUACAGAAAAGGAAAGCUGCUUUAUAUAGUCCUGAUAACUGUGGUGUACAUAUCCAUCAUCAUAACAAUGAAUAGAAGAAACUUCUAAAAAGUAACUGCUUUGCUAACAAAGAACGUUGAAAAGCAGUGGGAAAUAGUAGUUGUUUGUUUAAAAAAAAAAAAAAAUCAGAAAGGACAGCUAAGUGAAAACAUAUACAUUUAAAAAAAAACAACAGAAAAGGUUGAGAACCAGUUAUUUGCAUGAUAUUAAAUUUAUAUAUAUAUAUAUAUUUGGGUGUUUUUAUUGAGUUGAGUUGUUUGCAAUGAUCAUGAGAGAAUUAUACCCCCUUUUUCUAAGGAGUGUAUUGAUAAAUAUUGUAUGGACAUUUGCAAGCAAAAUAAUAGCAUUCCCUAACUUAUUGUAUAUAUUUCUAAUGUGUGAUUGUUUUAACUAUUUUAGAAAAGCUUUGUGGCAGUUUUAGAAAAUAUUAAAUUACCAAGAAAAACAUAAAAUGCAACUUUGGAUAAAUGAUGCCCACACAAUAAUAUUAUUUUUGUAUCUAAUAUCAGUUGCCAUAGGUAAAAGCAUCUAAAAAUGCACAUAUUGGUUCUCAGCUUAAAUAUUUAUUUGGCAUGCUAACUCAUCCUGACAAAAUACAUAUUGUUGGUUUAGAUCAUUGUAUGUAAUGUUUAAAAAUGCAGUUAAAGUUUAUGUGAUGUAAAUUUUAAACAAUUCACAAAUUACAGCUUGUGCAAAAUCUAUAAAAAGCACACUAUGUAACCUGAUUUUAUAGUUUUAUCAGAUACAUUUUGGUACAAUUACAUUUUCAUUACAGUUAUCUCAGAGUACUUUAAAAUACCUUCUGGAGAAAAAAAGUGUAAUUUUAAAAUGUAAUCAUGUGUAUUAUAGUUUAUAUAUGAAAAGUUAUUUAUUUUUAUUGCAAAACAAGAACAAACACAUUACAUGUGUGUUAAAUAAAAAAGAAAUCCUAACAAAAUAA
Molecule: messenger RNA, 3028 nt
Organism: Bombina bombina (fire-bellied toad)
Lineage: Eukaryota; Metazoa; Chordata; Amphibia; Anura; Bombinatoridae
Gene: THBD
Product: thrombomodulin
Exons: 1
Coding region: 168-1889 (573 amino acids)
Cellular component (GO): membrane
Molecular function (GO): transmembrane signaling receptor activity; calcium ion binding
Source: RefSeq, a predicted model, not a curated record